AUGCCCACUCAGCAAGGGUUAGAUUUGCAUGUGAACCUGUACGAGUGGCAGGGUACUACAGACCGCCCAUUUCGUGCGGCAACGAAUCAACUGCGACGUGUGCUUUCGAUGAAGGCUUCGGAGCCACGAGACAAGAUCUAUGCGUUGCGGGCCCUUUCGCCUGGCGUUCUGGGUAAAAUGAGGGUCAAUUACCAGCAACCCAUCGGGGAAGUUUUUCAUGAAGCUACAAGACUCAUGGUCGAAGAGGAAGAAAGUCUGCGGGUGCUGUACUUCGCGAAUCGAGCGAAGACAACAGGUGGUGUUCCUUGGGAUACGCUGCCCUCGUGGACUGUUGACUUCGCCACAGAGGACGCCGAGAUGAGAGGCUCGCAUAAGUACUACUACAAGAGCCUUUGCGCUGCCUCUGGAGGAAGCAAGCCGAUUUUCGAGUUUUCGAGAAACGGUAAGAGUAUUCAUCUCCGGGGAGUGCGUGUUGGUCGUGUCACGGGUCUUGUGAGCGACAUAUUUCCCGCAAGCAGCAAGUGCAUGGAGGGCACGGGGUGCGUCUUGGACGACAAGACCAAGGACGAAACGGAGGGCGAGCCUGAACAGACGUUCCAGCACGACUGCCAAAGCCCAUACCUUGACAUACUAGGGAAUUUCAUGAAUGAUGUGGCAUGUCUCAACAAGCCGGAUUCUCAAAUAUACAAGAUGAGCAGCAGCCUUUGUCGACUACUGUGGUGGAUUAUCCAAGGCCCGAAAAAGUCCGAAUGGUCUUCAUCCACGCCAUCUUCGUUGACAGGUCAGGGUAUGACGGCCGUGUCGUCGUUAGUUGAGUGGGACUCACGACACUUUGGAAGCCAGUGCAGAGUCGCGCUUCGCGUCGGAAGGCUGUUCUUCACCUCAGAUCAGAUAGCUGGGUUUGCUGUUACUAGCGUACGUGAGGGCGACGCAGUAUGCCUCAUCGCGGGUUUGGGUCAUCCUUUUAUCUUGCGGCCGCGCAAGGGUGGUUACGGGAGCUAUACCCUCGUCGGGCCGACAGUAUUUGCAGGUGCCAUGGGUGGUGAGAUGUGGUCCGCCAGUGAAGACGAGUUGGAAAAUUUCGAAAUUAUCUGA
Messenger RNA from Colletotrichum siamense, 1095 nucleotides. RefSeq lists its product as uncharacterized. Lineage: Eukaryota; Fungi; Ascomycota; Sordariomycetes; Glomerellales; Glomerellaceae. The record is from RefSeq and is a predicted model, not a curated record. The transcript has a single exon. The coding region runs from base 1 to 1095 and encodes 364 amino acids.